Molecule: messenger RNA, 1823 nt
Organism: Pygocentrus nattereri (red-bellied piranha)
Lineage: Eukaryota; Metazoa; Chordata; Actinopteri; Characiformes; Serrasalmidae
Gene: slc16a1b
Product: solute carrier family 16 member 1b
Exons: 5
Coding region: 239-1675 (478 amino acids)
Biological process (GO): transmembrane transport; monocarboxylic acid transport
Cellular component (GO): membrane
Molecular function (GO): monocarboxylic acid transmembrane transporter activity
Source: RefSeq, a predicted model, not a curated record
GAGCUCAGGCCAUGCCUCUAAUGAAAAGCGCAGCGGUCAGGGCAGCAUACCUAUGAACUCGAGCAGUCAGAGGGCAGCGCGUGCGGCUGGAGCUCUGAUGAAAACGGGCACUGAAGGACGCAGAAGUAGUUUACAACGGGACGCUGCGAGUCAAAAAGGCAGACUGACCAAGUGUGUGUGACGCUCAUCUGAGCCUGCUGUUCCUGCUCCUGACCAGUGCGUGCAAGUGUGUGUAGCGAUGCCUCCAGCAAUAGGUGGUCCAGUGGGUUACACACCCCCAGAGGGUGGCUGGGGUUGGGCUGUGGUGGCUGGAGCCUUCAUCAGCAUCGGCUUCUCCUACGCCUUCCCCAAAUCAAUCACGGUCUUCUUCAAAGAGAUUGAGCAAAUCUUCAAUGCCACAAGCAGUGAGGUCUCUUGGAUCUCCUCCAUCAUGCUGGCUGUCAUGUAUGCAGGAGGACCAAUCAGCAGUAUCCUGGUGAACAAGUUUGGCAGUCGACCAAUCAUGAUAGUUGGAGGCUGUCUGGCUGGCACAGGAUUGGUCUCUGCGUCCUUCUGUAACACUGUGUCGGGACUGUACUUUUGUGUGGGAGUGAUAGGAGGUCUGGGUUUGGCGUUUAAUUUAAAUCCAGCCCUGACGAUGAUUGGUAAAUACUUCUACAAGCGGCGUCCAAUUGCUAACGGCAUUGCAAUGGCUGGCAGCCCUGUGUUCCUGUCCACGUUGGCGCCACUGAACAGUUGGCUGUAUGACCAGUUUGGCUGGAGGGGAAGCUUCCUGAUCCUGGGUGGUGCUCUACUCAACUGCUGUGUGGCUGGCUCCUUAAUGCGGCCCAUCGGGCCUAAGCCACAGCCGCCGAAAGCCAAUGCGGAGGAGGAUGGAGGACCCAAAGGCAGUCAACAAAAAACAGUGAUGGAGACCAUAAAUAGCUUCAUUGACUUGAGCCUCUUCACGCACCGUGGGUUUUUGCUGUACCUAUUAGGCAAUGUCAUCAUGUUCUUCGGCCUGUUUGCCCCACUUGUCUUCCUCAGCAACUAUGCCAAGAGUAUUGACAUUGGGAAGGAAAAAGCUGCCUUCCUUCUGUCCAUACUAGCCUUUACAGACAUGGUUGCACGGCCCUCGAUGGGACUGGUGGCCAACACGCGAUGGGUCCGGCCACGGGUCCAGUAUUUCUUUGCUGCUUCCGUGCUCUAUAACGGUGUUUGUCACUUGAUGGCCCCGCUCUCAGUGGACUAUGUAGGGUUUGCUGUGUACGCAGUGUUUUUUGGUUUUGCGUUUGGUUGGCUGAGCUCUGUGCUCUUCGAGACGCUUAUGGACUUGGUGGGAGCGCAGAGGUUCUCCAGUGCUGUGGGGCUCGUUACCAUAGUGGAAUGUCUACCUGUACUGCUUGGACCCCCGCAACUGGGCAAGUUGAAUGACAUUUACCAUGACUACAAAUACACCUACCAGGCCUGCGGCAUCAUCCUGGUCAUAGCCAGUGUGUUCCUAUUUGUGGGCAUGGGGAUCAACUACCGUAUGCUGGACCGAGAGCGGAAGGAGGAGGAGAAGAAAGCUGGCCUGGAAGCCAGGGAUGAAGAGACCAACAUCGACAAUGCCAUCAAGGGGAAGGAAGCAGAGAAUGAUGUGUCUACUCCACUCACACAAGCAGACUUGGCCAAAAUGGAUGAGGACGCUGUAUAACAUGCAUCUAUAUGUGCACACCCCUUCACACUCGCACAUACCUGAUGACCAGCGUUGUCUUCCAAUUGACCGUCCGCAAAUAAAUAAAAAUAAGCCAAGGACAAAUUUGUACUGGAGUAAGAAACAUGUAAAGCUUCAAUCAGCCACA